This is a messenger RNA of Wyeomyia smithii (pitcher-plant mosquito), 597 nucleotides long. RefSeq names its product cytochrome c oxidase assembly factor 4 homolog, mitochondrial. Gene Ontology annotation, cellular component: mitochondrial intermembrane space. Gene Ontology annotation, biological process: mitochondrial respiratory chain complex IV assembly. The transcript has 2 exons. The record is from RefSeq and is a predicted model, not a curated record. Lineage: Eukaryota; Metazoa; Arthropoda; Insecta; Diptera; Culicidae. The coding region runs from base 113 to 301 and encodes 62 amino acids.
AGUAUAAUACUUACAUAAACAAUCCGGCACAUUAUGUUGUUCAUCGUUGGUGGACUUUUUCGGUUUUAAAACAGUUUUUGUGGAAAAAUAUUGUCAAUAAUCACGUUUUGGAAUGAUGAGUGAGGUUGAAGAUCCAGUCGAGCAGAUGUUAAAACGUACUGGUUGCAUAAACCUUCAUUACAAAGUUCAGGAGUGUAUAGCGGAGACUGGUGACUGGCGCAAGUGUCAAGAAGUAGUAAAAGAAUUCAAAACGUGUAUGCAAGAUUACACGGAAAAGCAAAGACAAAAAUACGAAAAGUAAACUGCGUUACGAUGAACCUUGUUAAAGCAUUGCUUACAUCAGCUAGUAGCGUGGACAGUUCGAUGAAAAUGGUUCUGAUUGUUCGGUCGGAUUUGGGUUUGCGAAAGGGGAAAAUUGCUUCCCAAUGUGCACACGCAGCGGUCAUGUGCUCCAUGCGUUCAGCCAGUGUAAACGAAGAGAAAUUAAAAUGCUGGUUGGCUCAAGGACAGCCAAAAAUUGUGGUUAAAGUAGAUGGAUUAGAAGAGUUGAAACAAAUAUCCACUUGUGCCCUUGAUCGGCAGGUGGUAGCGGAAAUG